CCGCCCCGCACACCUGCGCUCCGCCCCCUGGUCCUGGGCUGGCGACUGGCGAAGGCAUUUGGGAACCUAGGGAGGCUGCGGCAGCGCCCCCACCCCCAUCUCCUUCCCCUUCCCACAGUCGGAGUUGUCCGAAGCCUGCCGCCGCUCCCAACCAGCCCGCAUCCCUCUUCAUCCUUCCCUCCCCCCGCCUGCCGCGGCACCGGUAUCUGCAGCCGCAGCCCGGAGCCGGUGAGGCGGCGAAGGGGGGAGGGGGAGGAAGCAAGGGAUGAGCGCCGGGAGGGCGUCGGGGGCCCUGAGCCGGACUAGGACGCCCCUGGAGCAGGAACCCGAGCUGGAGCCGGAGCCAGAACCAAACCACCGGUACCGAGUGGGCCAGGUGGCCUGGAUGGGAGGAACCCAAAGGGGUGGCAUUGUGCGGAAUACCCGCAGGGGAGGGGGCUGCAGAGGCCUGGCUCAGGCCAGCGCGGAGGAGGUGCGGACGCUGACUCAGGCGCGAUUCUUAAGCCGACCGCCUGAGAAUUCCGUCCCAUCUCGCUCUGCAGUGUCCUUGGGAGGGACGGAAGCGCAGGACAAGCUGGAAAGGGGAACGCUCUGGGCGUCGGGGAAGCAGGAUCAGGGUCGCGGAAGAGGGCUUGCGCAUCCGCCGUCUGGCACCCCGGCCCCGGACCAGCACCCCUGACACGGACAGCUCCUUGGUUGGGUAGGGGGGUGGGGCCGGACCUCCGAGGCUUGUCAGUUUCGGAUCCUGAGGACCGAAUUCCUAUCCCUCCCCCAGUCCCUAGCUGCAGCCCCCUAACCCCAGGAGGCGCCCUGGCCCGCGCUCGCCCCCCAGGGCCUCAUGUCGGAACCACAGCCUGACCUGGAACCGCCCCAACAUGGGCUGUACAUGCUCUUCCUGCUUGUGCUGGUCUUCUUCCUCAUGGGCCUCGUAGGCUUCAUGAUCUGCCACGUGCUCAAGAAGAAGGGCUACCGCUGCCGCACGUCGAGGGGCUCGGAGCCUGACGAUGCCCAGCUCCAGCCCCCUGAGGACGAUGACAUGAAUGAGGACACAGUAGAGAGGAUUGUUCGCUGCAUCAUCCAAAAUGAAGCCAAUGCUGAGGCCUUGAAGGAGAUGCUGGGGGACAGUGAAGGAGAAGGGACAGUGCAGCUGUCCAGCGUGGAUGCUACCUCCAGCCUGCAGGACGGAACCCCCUCCCAUCAUCACACAGUGCAUCUGGGGUCUGCUGCCCCUUGCAUCCACUGUAGCCGCAACAAGAGGCCCCCACUUGUCCGUCAGGGACGCUCCAAGGAAGGAAAGAGCCGCCCCCGGCCUGGGGAGACCACUGUGUUCUCUGUGGGCAGGUUCCGGGUGACACACAUAGAGAAGCGCUAUGGACUACAUGAGCAUCGUGAUGGCUCUCCCACAGACAGGAGCUGGGGGUCUGGUGGAGGGCAGGACAUAGUGGGUAGUCAGGGGUCUGGGGGAGGGCAUCCCAGGGCAGGGACACCUGCCAUUGAGAGCCUGCCCCCUGAGAGGCCACAGCCCCUGGCCCUCGCCAGUCCCUUGGUGCAGAAUGGAGGACUCAGGGACAGUAGCUUAGUCCCUUGUACACUUGAGGGCAACCCUAGAGCCUCUGCAGAGUCAGUGCUAGGGGCUGGAGGGAAGGUCCCAAGCCCAGGACUGGCCAGUCGAGAGGCAAUUGGACAGCCAAGCAAACUGGACACCACAGAUCACCAGGUGUCUGCACCACGAGGAGCAGGGGGUGUGUGAGCCUCCUUCUUCAAUGUACUGAUGGACUACCGGCUGGCAGGGCCGGGGGUGGGUGGGCAUGAAGGCCCUCCUUUCCACUGGACAGCUCUGCCCUCAGCUGAGGAACCAGCUCUACU
Molecule: messenger RNA, 1866 nt
Organism: Prionailurus viverrinus (fishing cat)
Lineage: Eukaryota; Metazoa; Chordata; Mammalia; Carnivora; Felidae
Gene: RELL2
Product: RELT like 2
Exons: 7
Coding region: 839-1750 (303 amino acids)
Biological process (GO): positive regulation of cell-substrate adhesion; positive regulation of p38MAPK cascade
Source: RefSeq, a predicted model, not a curated record